This is a messenger RNA of Babesia bovis T2Bo, 805 nucleotides long. RefSeq names its product Ribosomal protein L13 family protein. The transcript has 6 exons. The record is from RefSeq and is a predicted model, not a curated record. Bases 23 to 745 code for a protein of 240 amino acids. Gene Ontology annotation, biological process: negative regulation of translation; translation. Gene Ontology annotation, cellular component: mitochondrial large ribosomal subunit; ribosome. Gene Ontology annotation, molecular function: structural constituent of ribosome; mRNA binding. NCBI's taxonomy places the organism in Eukaryota, Apicomplexa, Aconoidasida, Piroplasmida, Babesiidae.
UUUUUUAUGUUCUUAAUGUAUCAUGCGACUGUCUAUUCUAGCCCUUGCGCGCUCGCUGCGACAAGGGUAUCAUGAAGGUAACAUCGACCCUUUUGCAAAGGUGCAAUGGAUAUCGCAGCCAUUUCUCAACGGUAAUAUGCCCACUGUGUCGCCGCUUGCUCCGGCGCAUCGCAGCUUAGGUGUAGUUACAGUGACAGACACUCCAACGGGUAAUUGGCACAUAAUAGAUGCAGCAGAGAAGACUGUCGGAGCAAUAGCUUCGCAUAUUGCAGUCAUCCUACAAGGGAAGCAUCUACCAACGUAUGAUUCUGCUAAGGUCAGCGGAGACAAUGUUAUCGUGGUUAAUGCUGUACGAGUACUAAUGAACGGCCACAGCUGGGAUACAAAGGUUUACAAGUUUGAUCGGAAGGCGCACCCAAAAGGUCCUAAAAUAAUUACUGCCAAAACUAUGAUGGCCCGUAACCCUGCUAUGAUCAUAAACCUUGCUGUCAAGCGUAUGCUGCCACGCAACAAGCUACGCCCAUUUUGGUACAGGCGACUGUUUGUCUAUGGCGGUGCCUUACACCCUCAUUGGAAUAUACCUCAAGUAGUAGUACCAGUGGUGCCAGAGAAGGCGAAAAGCGACAUCGUAAAUUCCAUUGCUACAUCUAAGAGCUUUAAACAACAGUUACAACCGGUUGUGAUGAUGGAAGGACCAAAGAAUUGCGGAAGUGUAUUCGAAUGUUUCACCUUAUACACCGUAUAGCAUCGCUUUCCGAGCCAAAUCCGGAGACGUCAUAUAACGGUUCUUGAUGUCUACAUUUUA